Messenger RNA from Lynx canadensis (Canada lynx), 2867 nucleotides. RefSeq names its product prostaglandin F receptor (gene PTGFR). The record is from RefSeq and is a predicted model, not a curated record. Gene Ontology annotation, cellular component: plasma membrane. Gene Ontology annotation, biological process: positive regulation of cytosolic calcium ion concentration; inflammatory response; adenylate cyclase-activating G protein-coupled receptor signaling pathway. Gene Ontology annotation, molecular function: prostaglandin F receptor activity. NCBI's taxonomy places the organism in Eukaryota, Metazoa, Chordata, Mammalia, Carnivora, Felidae.
ACUAGAAGCCUGCACUGUUUUGAGAGGGAGAUGACUUAAGUGGCCAGCUUUUUAUCUCCACAACGAUGUCUAUGAACAAUUCCAAACAGCCAGUGUCUCCUGAAGCUGGGCUCCUUUCAAAUACAACUUGCCAGACGGAAAACCGGGUUUCAGUAUUUUUUUCAGUAAUCUUCAUGACAGUGGGAAUCUUAUCAAACAGCCUUGCCAUUGCUAUUCUCAUGAAGGCCUAUCAGAGAUUUAGACAGAAGUCCAAGGCAUCAUUUCUGCUUUUCGCUAGUGCCCUGGUAAUCACAGACUUCUUUGGCCACCUCAUCAAUGGAGCUAUAGCAGUCUUUGUAUACGCUUCUGAUAAAGAGUGGAUCCGCUUUGACCAGUCGAACAUCCUUUGCAGUAUUUUUGGUAUCUGCAUGGUAUUCUCUGGUCUGUGCCCACUUUUUCUAGGCAGCGUGAUGGCCAUUGAGCGAUGUAUUGGAGUCACCAAACCAAUAUUUCAUUCAACGAAAAUUACAUCCAAACAUGUGAAAAUGAUGUUGAGUGGAGUGUGCUUGUUUGCUGUUUUCAUAGCUUUGCUACCCAUCCUUGGGCAUCGAAACUAUAAAAUCCAAGCAUCGAAGACCUGGUGUUUCUACAAAACAGAACACGUCAAAGACUGGGAAGAUAGGUUUUAUCUUCUACUCUUUUCUUUUCUGGGGCUCUUAGCCCUUGGCGUUUCAUUCCUGUGCAAUGCCAUCACGGGAAUUACACUUUUAAGAGUUAAAUUUAAAAGUCAGCACAGACAAGGCAGGUCUCAUCAUUUUGAAAUGGUCAUCCAGCUCCUGGCUAUAAUGUGUGUCUCCUGCAUUUGCUGGAGUCCAUUUCUGGUGACAAUGGCCAACAUUGGAAUAAAUGGAAAUCAUUCUCUGGAGACCUGUGAAACCACGCUUUUUGCUCUUCGAAUGGCAAUGAAUCAAAUUUUAGAUCCCUGGGUGUAUAUUCUGCUACGGAAGGCAGUCCUAGGAACUCUACAAACUGCCAGACGCUGCUGUGGAGUGCAUAUCAUCAGCCUGCAUGUUUGGGAGCUCAGCUCCAUUAAAAAUUCCUUAAAGGUUGCUGCUAUUUCUGAGUCACCAGUUGCAGAGAAAACAAAUCAGCGAGCACCUAGUUAAUAGAACAGUAAGUCAGUGUAGGUCUAGACAAAAUUAAAAGCGUCGUCAGUAUUUCAGUUAAUUGGCUAGAAAUAGAAAGCCUAACUGGGAAAUUCAGACCUCAGCAGUUAGUUUGGGGGCACUUUUGUCAGGCUUGGCUUUUGAAAUUUGUUAAAUGAACUGUAUAAUUACAUCUUUCCACUUGUUUUUGUCAACUGGAGGUAAACACGAUGGGAUAAUUCCAUGGGGGAGUCAAAUUGAAAAAAAAUUGAGCUUAUUUAUGUUAUUUUACACUUUGGAAUGAGUGACUGUGUUGAAACCUAAAGCAUUGACUCAGCCUAUCUGACAAAGAACAUCUCAAUACUUACCUUCACAGUGAAAUGGCUGAUUUGGGGGUCACUGCUCUGCAACUGUUCCUUAUAAACGAGGCUCAAUGAAGGGGAGCACCCUCGCUGUUUGAUCUGGUCUGUUACACCCCUCAUUAUGUUGCUUCUAUCUAUAUAUGUAUGGUCAUGUCACAUGGGAGUCACUGUGGCUUAUAGUUAUAAUGACCUCUCUUACACCAGGUGUGGCUGUCAGGUUGCCUGACUUGGCGAGCCUCUAUAGAAUGACCUAUCCUUGACAAACAUGACUGCUUGCAUGUUUUACUAUGGAGGUAAAUUGUUGUUUGAAGGUUUUUGUUUUGUUUUGUUUUGUUUUUUGUUUUCUGGGUUUUUUUUUUUUUUGGCAAGCUAUAGAUUUGCACGGUUUUCAAGCAAUCUCCUUUUUCUCUGAAAAUUCUAGUGCACAGUAAGUAGUUUUUAGAGAAACAAAGGCUCUAUGUCAGCACAUAAACAGGUAAUUUGCAGUGUAGCAGAUCCUAAGAAACUCUGCCCAGUGAAGUACAAAGAAUGUUGGCAAAGGAGCUCUACUUUGAGCUCUCAUUUUUGUAUCAGAGAACAAGAAACACAAUCCUGGGAACUGAGGCACGAGGAAGCAAAAUUUCAUCCUUCCUCCUCAUGCUGGAUAGGAUGCUGUAGCAAACACAUCCAUGUGUUGUGACUCAGGAUUCCAGGCCUCUCUCCUUAAGGCUUCUAAGUAAAUGGCAUAAUGGUUGCUCUAUUGCCAUGAUGUACCCUGGCCAUGUGUAUCUGUAUUGAAGAGAAUUUGUGACAUUACCAUAUGUGGGAAUGCAUGGGUGUGGAAGGUGUUAGAAAUGACAGGUGAGUCACUCUCUGCAUAUCCUGGAAGGAUUAUGUGUAUUAUCUGAGUGUAGGUUUAGGGCAACUAAGUUGGUUUUAUAUGUUUAAACCCAAGAAAUAGACACCAAAAACUGAAAAAGAAAAAAAUAAAAGAAUAUGCAUUUACAUUGUUUUAGGCUUUUUGUUCAAGGAAAAUGAAAUAAAGUGAACACGAUUAUGCAUAUAUCUGAUUUCAGAAUUUUAUCCCUGUUAUUAAUAUAUUUCAGUGGAGUUUGGCAUCCUAAGUUGAAUAAUAGAGUGUAGCAUCCAUCGAUAACUUUCAUAUAAAGUUUAAUGUGAAAGUACAUUUAUUAAGAUGAGUGGAAAUAAAUAGCACAAAUAGUGGUCAACAGGUUAACCAAUUUUGAAAUUUUAAGCUCUGUUUAAACUUAUAAAAUGUAUAACUUAAAAUGUAUAAUUAGAUUACCAGAAUAACUGACUUUCCCUUCUCAUUGGUAAAGUAGUAUCGAGCAACUUCACAUAAUAUUUGAUUUUAUUAUUUUUGGGAAAUUAUUUUAUUCUG